AUGCCGACAGCGUGGUGGUGGCGGCGUCCUCGGGGCUCCGUGCUCGUGAGGGUUGUUCCUGCUGCUGGCAGGGCCGGUUCCCGUUUCGGGGUCCAGGGUGUGGCUGAGAUCACCGCAGGGUUUGGAAGGAAGGAAGAGCCAAGGCUGGAUGUUCUGAUAAAUAAUGCAGGGAUAUUCCAGUGUCCGUACAUGAAGACAGAGGAUGGUUUUGAGAUGCAAUUUGGUGUAAACCACUUGGGUCACUUCUUGCUCACCAACCUUCUUCUGGGCCUCCUCAAAAAUUCUGCUCCGAGCAGGAUUGUGGUAGUAUCCUCAAAGCUUUACAAAUAUGGAGAGAUCAACUUUGAAGACUUGAACAGUGAAACAAGUUACAAUAAAAGCUUUUGUUACAGUCGGAGUAAACUGGCUAACAUAUUAUUUGCAAGGGAGCUAGCCCGUCGGUUAGAAGGGACAGGAGUCACCGUCAAUUCCCUUCAUCCUGGGAUUGUCAGAACAAAUCUAGGCAGGUAUGUGAAUAUUCCUCUGCUGGCAAAACCCCUGUUCAACUUGGUGUCAUGGGCUUUCUUCAAAACACCUCUGGAAGGAGCCCAGACUUCUAUUUAUUUGGCCUCUUCUCCUGAUGUGGAAGGCGUGUCAGGAAAAUACUUUGGGGACUGCAAAGAGGAGGAACUCCUGCCCAAAGCCAUGGAUGAUUUGGUUGCAAGAAAGUUGUGGGAUAUCAGUGAAGUGAUGGUUGGCUUAUUGAAAUAAGUGCCAGGGGGUAUCUGCGAAAUAGAAGGCAGGUAACUAUGGAACACGUAUUUGCAACAGUGUCGUUCUCACUUUAAAUGCUGCGGGAAUACAGAUUACUUUGCUCAGUAAGUGUUAAAUAGAGGAGUGAUUUAUGCUGGAACUCUGUCUUGAAAUAAAGGACAAUCUUUACUUGAUGGACACAGGCAUUCAAAAAGAGUCUGAAAUAGAGUUUGAGGGUGUGAAUAUAAUUUCUGCUUAAAUUUGCUCAGAAACUUAUGUUUUACAAGUAAAAGUUAAAC
This is a messenger RNA of Leptosomus discolor (cuckoo roller), 1031 nucleotides long. The record is from RefSeq and is a predicted model, not a curated record. NCBI's taxonomy places the organism in Eukaryota, Metazoa, Chordata, Aves, Leptosomiformes, Leptosomidae.